AUGCUUGACCCGUCACCCGUCCUAGGCUUUGUAGUGCGCGCUCCUCGGCGAGCCCAGAUUCGAAAAGAAGCUCUUUUGCCCAUUAUGUUUGGUCGCAAACAUGCUGCACCAGUGCAGCCGGCCGGAAUCGAUUUUCCUUCCAACAACCUCGCCUUUUAUGAUCAUAUUCCAGUGCUAAUCAUGUAUGUUGUUCGCUCGCCGCAGCCCUUGACCAAGGAGACAGCCAAUGCGAAUGCUGCCACCGCCGCCGCUUCAGCCUUUAUGCGUCGCGCCUCCGAUGCGUCUCUUUCCUCCGCCGCCGCCGCCGCCGCCUUGAGGUCUCGACCUACAAGUCCGACCAAUGUUGCCGAUGUACAAUCAAAAAGACUGUCGCGGCGGAGCCCAUCUGUGUCCUCCUCCACAGGCAAGCGACGCGAGCUGACAAGGACCCCCAGUGUUGGCUCAAUGAUGGAGCGCACGUUCCGAUCGCCAUCGCCCGGCCGCAGUCCAGCGCCGGUAUCCUAUGACGUACCUCCUAUCCCAAGUAUUCCCAACACCGACAAGCCCUCGUCUCGACCAAACAGCUCCUCGCGCAAAGGUUCCGCUGGCCUGCAGACCCAAAACUUUCGGACAGCGAGCGAGAAGAUGAGAGAUGGCCAGAAAGGGUCUUGGUUUGCUGCUGCUGCCGCCCACGAUUUGCAUACAGUGCGCCGGACAGCCUCGGAACUUCAACUCUCCUCGACCCGUGCGCCAUCCGAACCACGGCCUGGGAGCGUCAGCCCGUCAAUCAACUUCUCGUAUCCCCGCGCAAGACUGCACUCGCCUAGCAGAAGCUUAAGCUCGCUUCAAUCAGACGAUCAGCCUCUGGUAUACGACCCAAAUUCUCGGCGCAUGGUGCCAAGGGCCCAACUCGAGGCCCGAUCGCAAGCUACAUACGAAGAGUAUGAACAAGUCAUAGAGAGGCCUCAAACCAAAAAAAAACAAUCAAAACAACCUAAAGAGCUGAAACAGCCUCGCUUGUCGAGAGCUGGUUCCCAUCUCUCACGUGGGACCGUCGCAAGAACAAAGGCGCCUGUCUUAGAAUCCGACGAGGUACCAGAGCUUCAGUCACCCCCCAUCGCGGCACUCGAGCCUCAACCGGACCGAGAAAUGGAGACCGAGAUAGAUGCUUCACUAGCGAAACCAAAAACGAAGAAAAAGAAGAAGAGGCAGACUCAGCCCACUGCCCUGGCGGUCCCUGAGUUAGCGGCAACAGAAACACCGCACAGCUCUAUUCCGGAAAGUAUAAAAGCUGAGCAGCCCUUUGCAUCUGCGAAGAGCAAUGCCGUCCGGUCAUCUCCUAUGGAAAAUGCAGCAAAAUCUUGUAAUGUGGCGAAUGGCGCCACUCCUUCGCCACACGCGAAAUCCAAAGUGAAAGCUGUGGCUUCAAGAGAACCUUCAGAGAGCCCUGCUCGCUCUGCCAGAUUUGCAGCAUCAACAGACCAAUUAGUCGUGCGACACGAGCCGCCUUCACGAUCACUUUCCCCUCGCAAGUCUGCCCUGAAGCAUUCCAGUCCUACCAGAGCUGUUUCACCUUCUGACGAUGGAUCGGACGUCUCGGCAGCCCCUGGCUCCCUGGCUUCUCCCGACGAGGCCCGCAAGAAGAGCUUCAGAGUUAGUUGGGAUGAUCGAAGUACAGUGGUCGUGAGUGAGCCUAUAACGCAACAUGCUGCCGAACAGGCUGCUAGUUCCAGUCCGCAGACCAAGAAGUCGUGGCACAGCAUCAUUGGCAAGGGAAGCAGAAAAGAUGCCGUCUCGGUUGAAAAAGAGGAGACCAUGUCCCCCAGACCGGCGCUUCCCAGCUUCGGAAGCGUACGGGAGAAGAAACCGAAGGAGCAAGAGGAAAGACCGCUAGUUCGACCUGAACAUGUCGUCCAGAACGAAAUACCCACUGCAGCUGCAGCUGCCGCUGCAACUGCUUCAACUGCGCUUCCUAUCGCGCCUAACACGUCCAAGCCGCGAGAGCCCUUACCAGUUGGUCUUCCGUCUGUGGGGAAAGAGGAAGAAGCUUCAAGCUCAGAAGAUGGUCUAAUGGAGGAUACAUCCGAUGAUGACGUUGAUUCUGAAGUUGAAGCUGACAGUGGUGCUAAUGGCGUUUCAACGAAAAGCAACCAAUUCUCUGGAAAUGCUGUACCAACAAUAGCAGUUUCACAUGCUAGCCCUCUCUUGCCGCAAACCGAACAGCAUGAACAGGUGGUAUCCGUCAGUGUGGAUGAUGAUGAGAGCUCUUCGGGCAGCGGAGAACUAGAUUUUACUGAUGGUCAUUCCAAUGGCACCGUCCUCCUCAUGGAUGAUAUCAAGGAAGAGGAAGAAGAGAUAGACAUGUACAGCGAUGCUUACGAAGAGAUCGCUGAACCAGAAGGCGAUGGUUUUUUGUCUUUGGACGCUGUUCUAGAAAGCCCAACUAGCUCGCCCAAUGCAAAGAAUGCGAAUGGCAAACCUAUCGCUGAAAAGAAGGAGCUUACAGCUGCCGAAACAGUCGAUCGAAGCGACACCCCGGAUGACUGGGAGAACGCCAAGGCCUAUUGGAAGAGUCUCUCGUCUGCAAAGCGGCGACAGCUAGAAUGCGAAGCCAUGGAGGAAGGCGAGGAAACGAGUCCAGGAAGCCCCCAAUCAGCGAACACCAACCUACGCAAGUCAGCGAAGGCCAAUGCAGAAACAACGACCCCCACAAAAAAGCGCUUGUAUCAGGUUGCACCAAGCACAAGUCUAUCAUAUAAUAGUACGCCGGAGGCUACCCCGACCCAUCCAGAGUCGAAGGCGAACGGUAGCAGUAUGCGAAAGUCAAUGAGAGAAAGCCAGUCCAAUGGCGUGCAGAAAUCUGAACCUCGAAAGCUUGGUGGCAGUCUUCGGAAGUCUAUGCGACCAGAGCAGCCUGUCUCCGCCGACACAGAGUCUCUUCCCCGGCCUUUGGCUGGGUCAACAUCUCCGACCUCUGCGCCCCGCGUCAAACGGUCACUUCGUCACAACUCUGUGAAUUUGAGCAGCUUGGAAACACGGCCCUCGGUAAGCGCGACUGAUCGUCCCGCGUCAUAUCAUGCACCUGUGAACUCAACUUCUUCCACGAAGCACACGAAAAGUCUUCGAGCGAAUGGCUCUGCUUCCGCCGAGUCUGCAAUGCAAGGCGCUGGCAUGAAGACGACGUUGCGUCGCCGCGGCUCUGAUUCCAGCGAGAGUAGCUUCACACGUGCGCGGGCUGGCUCUGCUAGUACACACGAGUUCCGCAGUUCGAUGCGAGGCAGCAUGCGCCAGCCACCAGCCACAGCCGACGAAACUGCUCUCAGAGCGCGACGCGACUCCGCCUCAUCUCUUCCAACGGGAAGCAGCUUUGGUGCGGGUCGCCUGCGCCAGUCCCUUCGUGGCGAGUCGGCAGAUCCGCCUACCAGAAGACGCAUGCCCGGCUUCGGAAAGUCGACGCCAACCAAAUCAAAGAAGGGUAAGAGCAACAGUCGAUUUGACGACUCGAGUGACGAAGAAGAAGGAUAUGCAGGCAUAAACUUUUUCCAGAGCCGUUUUGCAGACUCCAGCUCCGAGGACGAUGAACCACAAACAAAGUCCAAGGGCAAAGGCAUACCGAAGUCGUUACGCACGAAGUCAAAUGCUCGUGCCGCCUCCAGUGCAAUCGUUGGGCCUGAUUCUCCCAUGCUUGAUAAUGCCGCUCUCACCCAGUCUCAACUGACACAAGUUGUCGGAAGCCCUGUCACCGGCCGGGGACCGUUACCACUGAACGAAGAUGCCGACAAGCCAUUCCGGCCCCAACACAGCAGACGCGGCAGCUUCAUCUCACUACUGAGACGUAAGAAGGACUCUGCGAACAGAGUCACCCGCGACCUGACAGAGGCCGCCGCUCGGCAAAAUGUCAAUCUUGAACGCAGCCCGCAAGAGCUGGAGGCGCUUCGCAACACACCGCUGCACAAGCGCGGUCCAAGCUGGCCGCUUCCCGAGCCUACGGAGACGACUGCUUUCGGAGCCGACCACCAGCACUCGCCAGACCGCCCGUCUACAGCGGGAGAUGCUGUUAUCAACACCAGCUCCAACAAGUCCAAAUUUAUGCGACGACGCAGCGCGUCACAUAGCAUGGUUCCCGCAGACACUGCCGACAUGGACGACGACCUUGUCACAGAUGCGGUCCCGCAGAAGAAGAAAAAGUUUGGCGCCCUGCGGAAGAUGUUUGGACUGCAUGACUAG
Molecule: messenger RNA, 4206 nt
Organism: Cordyceps militaris CM01
Lineage: Eukaryota; Fungi; Ascomycota; Sordariomycetes; Hypocreales; Cordycipitaceae
Exons: 3
Coding region: 1-4206 (1401 amino acids)
Source: RefSeq, a predicted model, not a curated record